UAUGAUCAAAAUACUUUUCUUUCUACACUAAAAGAUUGUUGAUAAGCAGACAUUUGAACUUUACGCUAUAGACGCCUGUCUUUAUAAAAAUGAUCCCCCUCUUUCUGAUUUUCUUUAUACAUGCAAUAAAAUAGUUAGACAUGGUUUCGAAAAGUUUAUUCACAAAAAGGCGCCAUUCUGGUGAAAAAUGUGUUUCCCGUUCCUGUUCACCAAUUCUUAUUUACUUAAUCUAAUCAUUUACACCAUUCUCUUGUUUUUCUUUUCUUCCUUUUUGUGUGUGCAAGCUGUUCUUAUAGAUCUGAACAAAUAGUUAGUUGCACGAAAGCAGCUAGUUAGAAAGGUUUGAAGAUGAUGAUAAAAAAUUAUGCAGGGAAGAAAACCGGAUUUAUUUUCGAAAGAAUAAGUAGGAAGUUUGUUAGUAGCAUGUGCAAAAUGUGUCUGCAAAAUAAAAGAUAACAGAAAAGUCUAGCUCGUAAAGGUUACAAGUAAAAUUGUUAAAAAGAAAUCAAUAACUUUCUUUUACCUUAGGGCUACUAGAACUACUAUCCUGGUCAUAAUUAUUUGGAAAAUCGCACUUUUUAGCUAUUUUAUGAAAUGCAAAACAACAUCGCCUAUCGAUUGCUCCGCUGCCGGAGAUUGUGAAAUUUCUUCUUCGGCAGAUGUGUAGCACGGGUAAGGAAGGUUGAAAAUGCUUAGUUGCAGUUUCUGCGAUGUCCGUAUUACAAACUCAAUGCCCUACGAAGGUCUAGAAAAUCGAGAAAGUAGAUGAUGUUGACGUCAUCAAGAAUUAUGACAGUUUAAAUUGCUAACCAAAUAACCAAAACCAAAUCAGUUUUAGGUUUGUUGUGAACAUUCAUAAGUGAACUUUGACGAGUUUGUAGCUUCAUUUUAAAACGGUCAUUAAUUAUUGCUUGUGGGUAUGUAUGAUCUUAAAAGUUAAAAUAUUUAUUCUAAAUGGAAAAUUGACGUUAAAUAAUUGCUUGCAAAUGCCACUUUCUUAGUCAUAUCCACUUUUGUUUUUUUCAUAUGUGCUAAUAAUAAAUAGUUUAAAAACAUGUCAACCUUUGGCAGGCUUAAAAUUUGGUACAAACAUGAUUUUGUUACAAACGUGAUUUAGCUGUUAAUUAGCAAUAUGUUUUCAAUCAAUCUGAUAAAUUCUGAACCUCCUUAAACUUAUUAAAUUUAUAUAAAAAUAAUUUACAACUUAAACGUUUUGAUAUGCAAUAAUAUAUAUUUACAAUUAAUUCUACUACUAGCUUUAGUAAAGAGAGUGAAGCGAAAUCUGUGACAUCUAAUUUUCUGACCAGUUUCGUUUGAAUGCUUUUCUAACUAACGUUUGGAUUUUUUUAGAAUUAUAUUAGUAUAUCAAGCAGAACAAUUAUGGAACUUCAUAUUUAUUUUACAUUGAUAUCAUCAAUAAUCACAACUUUACAAUGCCAAGCGCAAAAGCAGAAACAAGAUAGACGUCUGCCGUCAACUAAAGAAGACAAUUUUGAUCUUAACUCUCGACAUGGCGGUAAAUACUUUAAUCAGGUGGAACAUUACUCGGGACAGAACGCAUUUAGAAAAGCCACUGAAGAAGAGCUGAACGACGUCGAGCAGAUGUUAGCUGAACUGAAAAGUUUUGAUAACAGUAAAGCUAUCGAAGAGGCAAAAGACGUUAAAGAUAUACACAUAUCUAGCAAUUUUCUAACCCAUGAUGAAGAGAGCAAGAGAAGUUUACUUCAAAAUGUCUACAAACAAAUUCAACAUGCAAUCCUUGAUGAUCAAGAAAGCGAGAAAAGAUCAAAAGAUUAUCGCACUUGUAAAAGCAGAUGCAAAACGAAAUUCACGCAGUGCAUUAAUAUUGCUAAAACAUUAAUGGAGGAUCCAUCAAAUAGUUUUGACUUUAUAGCUCAAUUUACAAAAUGCAGUAAAAUAAAAACAAAAUGUUGUAAGAAUGUUUGACGUAAUGAUCUCUAUAUUUACUUUUAGCAGUAGUAAGAAACGUUGUAUUCAUUCUAUUUACAUCAUCCACGAAAUGCUAAGUCAUAUCACAAGAAAAAGCGAUUUUUCUUAAUCAUGUUCUUUAGUUGUUAAUUGGUAGAAGAUACAACUUUCUGAAAAGGUUAAAAUUUCUAUAAACGGGAUCUAAGUGCGACAUAAACCAUGAUUUUUAUUUUUAUCAAGUUUUUGCACCUAAAAUCGCAGUUCGCAAGAGCUUUCUCCAAAACGCGAAAGUUUGUUACUUAAAGGCUCGUAAUCACCCUUAUCGAAAAAAAUUAACAUAUACAUUUUUUUUAUUUACUUCAAAGUUCAGACGGAAUUAUGACUUUCCUGAGAAAUUUAAGGAUUUAAAACUUACUAGAAAUGGAAAUAAUGGUACUUUUAUAUCUUGAA
Molecule: messenger RNA, 2379 nt
Organism: Hydractinia symbiolongicarpus
Lineage: Eukaryota; Metazoa; Cnidaria; Hydrozoa; Anthoathecata; Hydractiniidae
Exons: 2
Coding region: 1381-1947 (188 amino acids)
Source: RefSeq, a predicted model, not a curated record